Molecule: messenger RNA, 450 nt
Organism: Naegleria lovaniensis
Lineage: Eukaryota; Heterolobosea; Eutetramitea; Acrasida; Naegleriidae
Exons: 1
Coding region: 1-450 (149 amino acids)
Source: RefSeq, a predicted model, not a curated record
AUGCAUACCACGACUGCUCAUAGAGAUACUACUUAUCCAUCCCGUUCCAUUAGGUCCAUCUACAACGUUACUAUAAAGACGGUAUUGGUCCUCACUUGGUUAGCACUUCUCUGUAGUACUUUGGUCCAUGCCAAUCCCAUAUCAUCCAUAGAAUUCAAUCAAGCAGUCGAUGCAGGCAUGUACGAUGUGGUUUCCUCACCGACGUUUCAAAAAUACAUUACUGAGGUCAUUGGUUUUUUGGUCGUUCCCUUGUGUCAAACGAAAAUCGAAUAUCCUUCUCGAUGGCCAGUUUCAUCAUCCAUAAGUGAAUUGAAAAUGUGUUACGAUGGUUCUUCAUAUAUUCCUCAACCAUGGCCUCAAAUUUAUCAUGAAGUUGGAAAUCGAUUGAUGGAUGCCCUCAACAAACAUUAUCAAAUGACAAUGAAAGCAAAAUUUGUUCCUUGGUCAUGA